Molecule: messenger RNA, 504 nt
Organism: Saccostrea cuccullata (small rock oyster)
Lineage: Eukaryota; Metazoa; Mollusca; Bivalvia; Ostreida; Ostreidae
Exons: 4
Coding region: 28-504 (158 amino acids)
Source: RefSeq, a predicted model, not a curated record
AUUCCUUUCAUUCAACAAGUACAAAGGAUGACAAACAUCGUGAUGAUGAAUAGGACAGUGAUACUCUAUGUUCUGCUUUUUUAUUUUGCCUCUGAAGUAAUUUCACAGUACCAUUUUCCUGUUCAUGAAGUCACUUCCUGUCCUAAAAACCGAUCGGAGUGGUACACAGCUGGAGCCCGACUUAACUGUUCUAAUGAUGAAAACAACACACUACAGUAUCUGUGCAUUCCAAACAUGAAAAUAACAACUCUGCUCGAGUUUUGUUAUGACAGAACAAUGGAAUUUAACGAAAAAGGAAAUUGUCUCCUUCUGUAUCCCCCUGGAAAUCUAACACAGGUUAGCUGCACGAAGUUUAGAGUUGGAUGUCCUGAACAAGACUAUCUUAGCAGUGAUAUAUUUAAUUAUUCAAGUUGUUUAGAAAUAAACAAAAACUUUGGGUGCUUUCAAGCAGAUUCAAAUUGUUAUGGUAUGGACGGAAAGGAUAUCAGCGACAUUGAGGUGUAA